UGUGUCGCUUUCCCCUCAGAAAACAAAGCAGUGACUUAUUGUGCUCAAUGGAUUGCGGAUUGCGAUGAUUGUGUCCAACUUGAGUGUGCUCAGUUGCAGGAGGAACAGCGCGCUGUGUCUCGGUGCAGUGGAGGGACAUUUGGAGGCGUCCUCCUCCUAUCGCACCCUCAGUCCGACUGGACACAUCCUCGUGGCGGUGAGCUUGGGAUUCAUCGGGACUUUCGGAUUCCUCAACAACCUCCUGGUCCUCGUGCUCUUCGGCCGAUACAAGGUGCUGCGCUCCCCCAUCAACUUUCUGCUGGUGAACAUCUGCUUGAGCGAUCUCCUGGUUUGCGUUCUGGGGACGCCGUUCAGCUUCGCGGCGAGCACGCAGGGGCGAUGGCUCAUCGGGGACACUGGAUGCGUGUGGUACGGCUUUGCCAACUCGCUGUUAGGCAUUGUAUCGCUCAUCUCUCUGGCUGUGCUGUCAUACGAACGCUACUGUACAAUGAUGGGCUCCACAGAGGCUGAUGCGACCAACUACAAGAAGGUGAUCGGUGGGGUGCUGAUGUCCUGGAUCUACUCUUUAAUUUGGACCCUGCCUCCUCUGUUUGGGUGGAGCCGCUAUGGCCCCGAAGGCCCCGGGACAACCUGCUCUGUAGACUGGACGACCAAGACCGCCAAUAACAUCUCCUACAUCAUUUGCCUCUUUAUUUUUUGCCUGAUCGUCCCCUUCCUGGUCAUCAUAUUCUGCUAUGGGAAGCUGCUGCAUGCCAUUAAACAGGUGAGUGACAUUAUUUACUCUGUCAGCCUGCGCCCGCUCCUCUGCGACAGGUUUGGUGCUCCAGGAACGGUCAUGAGUCCUGUCUACAGAUUUUUCUACAGGUGUUUCAGAGCUCUUCUCAACUGCGACAAACCACAACGAGGUUCUAGUCUGAAAAGCUCUUCAAAGACCAAACCUUUUCGUCCCGGACGCCGCACGGACAACUUCACUUUUAUGGUUGCUUCAGUGGGACCCAAUCAGACAAACCCAGUGGAGGACGGCCCACCAUCAGCAGAUAACACCAAACCUGCAGUGCUCUCCCUCGUGGCCCAUUAUAACGGAUGAGAGUCAUUCUCCAUCAGAAAUGACAACACUUGAAGAACUUUUCACACUAAAUGAGGGAAAUGCAGUGUGAGAUUUGGAUUUGUUUACAGGCGAGUGGCA
Molecule: messenger RNA, 1186 nt
Organism: Danio rerio (zebrafish)
Lineage: Eukaryota; Metazoa; Chordata; Actinopteri; Cypriniformes; Danionidae
Gene: tmtopsa
Product: teleost multiple tissue opsin a
Biological process (GO): visual perception; signal transduction; G protein-coupled receptor signaling pathway
Cellular component (GO): membrane
Molecular function (GO): G protein-coupled receptor activity
Source: RefSeq, marked provisional